AUGCUCGUUCGAACAAGGCAAGACUGCAGAUACGAUUUUGCCUUUUAUGCGAAUGACGCUUUGGAGAACGUAGACCUGAGGAAGGAUAUCCACUUCACCAUUUUCGAUGCAUGCGAAGAAUUAGCAGAUAGGAACAAAUUUGAGAGGGCCCAAAAAAUGCUCACUAAAAUUUAUGCGUCUAUAGAAGAGACCUCCUCGAAAUAUGCCUUCCCGUACAACAAGGGACACAUCACAUUGAGCAAAUUUGUGCUGACCCAUUACACAUGUUUUAAAAACUUUUUAUUUAUCAUAAAGGAGAAGCAUUACGUGGAUGAUUACCUAAUUGAUUUGUAUAAUGUGUCCCUCUCGUGGGGAUACUCGAAGGUAAUUUUCCUCACCUUUCUUUUGAACUACUCUUACACAUUUCAAUCGAAGCUAAGUGUCUACGAUCAGGCGACCAUUUUGCUUCUUUGCCUACUGCUCACAAAUGUGUUGAGAAAGCAAUCCAAUAAGGUGUGCGAAAGGGUUGGCGGGAAAAAAAAAGGCAGCUUUGUGUACGUGCAGGAAAGGAUACUAUCAAUUAAGGAGCUGCUAAGUGGGAACUCUAAAGGGAGAGGGGGGGUGAAGACGAAAGAGAAGAAGGAAAAUACGAAUAAUAGGGAGGAUACGAAUAAUAGGGAGAAUGCGGAGAAUGGAGCCAAUGCGGAGAAGCGCCCCGGGUUGUCCAUACUGAACUUCCUCCCCCUCAGCAACGAAGAAUGCGAAAAUUUGUUUUUAUUUAAAGCCUACAAUGAGAAUAGAAAGAAGUAUGUAAAAUGCCAUGAGGACGCCUUUCCCAACUUUGAAGCAGACAACGAGCAUCUGCAGUUGCGCGAUCAGCUGUACGACUACGAGGGGAAGUUCUUCCGCAAUUUUGAAAGAAACUUGCAAAUUGUUAAGCACCUGUGUGUGAGUAAAAAGACAACAAACGAUCUGAAAUUGAAAGUAUUGUAUCUGCUGAACCUGUCAACGAGGGAUAAAAUUUCCGUACAGUUUAACCAACUGAGCAUACCUCGGAUAAAACACAUUUUAAAAAAAAUCAGGACCAACAGAAAUAAAAAUACCGUGGUGCAUGUGCACAGCGUCACUAAAAUGGGGGUUCCCCCAUGUGGGGUAACAACAGAACGGCAGCUAAAACGGGUAGGUCACUUUUGCAGAAAGGGGGAAGCACCCAGUGGUGAACAUGUGACGAACGUGACGAGUGCGAAUUACGUGGGGGGUACGCAAAAGGGCCUUCUGCCACAGCCCACCCAGGGAAGAAGCCCUUAUGGGAGCAGCAGCAUGCUGGCGAGGAACCCCACUGGAGAGCUCGCUGACGCGCAUCAACUCUACACGUAUGGCAAAAGAAAGGAAGCCAUAUACUCAGAAUGUGUUGAUACAAACCCUAAUCGAGGAAAGGACAUCGGAAAGGAGAAACAAAAGAAAAAUGACUCACUUGAUGAAAAUUUCAUUUUCAGGGUAAAGAGUCACAAAAGACUCACAAGCCAUGAAGACAACAUAACCAUUUUGGUGAGCAUUUUUAUAUGUAUAAAUAAUUUAAUUAACAAUUUUGACGUGCUCACAGCGCAGCGGAUAGUAGACAAGUUUUCCAUUUUGAGCAUAUACAAGGAAAUAAAGAAGGGUGAAAGGAUGAUGCUAAAAAGGGGAGCACCUUGGAAAGAGUCAUCUCGACAGAACGUAAAAAAGGGGACCAACAUGCGUAGAAGUGACCUAAUUUGCGAUGCCAAACAAGAGAAGGGGAGCACAAAUAUGCACAGGGGAGAGGGACCAACGGGGACGGAGCCGCGAUCCAUUUUUGACGCAUGUCUAAGUGAUCGAAACGAUGAGAAGUGGCCCCCCCAUUAUGACCCCUUUAGAAAAAUAAGAAAUUAUUCCCUCUUUAAUAAAAACGAAAUUGAUGCGAAAAAAAAUCUGGAAACAAAAUUAAACAUGAAAAAUGACAAGUCCCAUCUGCAGAUUGACGACAUUUAUAAGUACAUUCACUACAAUUCGGUUUAUGCGCUAGUUAUAUAUUACUGCUUAUGUAGUGACCCCCAAUCGGGGGGAGACCUAACGAAAUUAUUAUCCCCCAAGAGGGGAAGAAGAACUUCCACGCGGUUGGAACACCUCUUCGAAAGAGCCCCAAAAAAAUGCAGUUGUGAUGUUUAUGCAUUUAUUCUAAGGGCGGAAUUACUACUUACAGUUAAAAGACGAAUAUGUGGAAUGAGUGGGUUCAUAGCAAGAGCGGUAUCGCAUAGACCAAAUGGGGACCCCCCCCUGUUAACACUAUACUUUUACCUUCUAAAGAAUUCAUUUAACCUAAACGGAACGCAGUCGUUCGAUGCGUCCGUGGGAUUGAAAUUUACGUACUUAUUUAAAAGCAAAAUGGAUGCCCUUGCUAGAAAUUUACUGGUUUAUCACAAUUUUAUUUUGCUCCUUUUAAGUAGCUUCCACAAGUACAGUUUGCGCGAGCGAAUAGACGAAAGCGGCGUCACUGGCAGUGACAAUGUGGCUACCUCUCUGCAGAGGUGCACCCGGGGAGGGGAAAAAGAAAAAAGGGGGCACUCGCAUUCGCAGAAUGGCUCCCCCAAGGAUGACACCACGAAGCGGCGUUGCGCGGAUAGAAUUUUCCUCUACCACGAAUGCUCCCAGGAGUUCCUCAGUGCGUACACAAAUUUGGUAUUGACCAAUUCGUGCAACUGGCUAUGUGGGAGGCGCUACUUUAGGUGCCUGCUUGAUGUCUACUUCUACCUGUUGCGCGUGAUGAUAAGGAAUGGGCGCAAAGGGGAAGGGCCACGGAGUAGGCGCAAACGAGGAUUCUACUACCGCCAGGGGGAUAUUCGCAAACUCAUGGGGGGCAUCAAAAAAGGAGAGCCCAAUUUUGCCAACAUGUUAUGUUCCAACCUGAUUGGCUUCUACCGAAAUUAUUGCAUAGUCCUACCCGUAGAAGUUGAAGUAGAGGUGCUUAUCUUUUUAUACAAACUGGCGUGCAAAUUUACGUCCGAGCGGCACAUCAUUUACAUUACAAAUUUGAUCAAAAUGAGAAGGCACACUUAUGUAAGAAGAAGAAAAUGGCACCUCAUUUUUCGGCUUCUCGUAAACAUAAACGAGUAUGACAAAUUAGACUUCCUUUUUAAACUACUCUUUGAAAAUGAUACCAUUUUUGAUUUUUUAAAAUAUAACAGAAAUAUGUUUUUGUCGCUGAAUGUGUACAAUUUCAACUGCGACCUUAGCGUUUCGCUGAAUAGUAGCUGCUUACUGUACAACCAAACAUUGUGCAAGUUAGGUCUCCCGCGUGGAGGGGUAGAUGCCCGCUCGGGUGGUGAUGCGGCUCCGAGUAGAGGCAUCCUUCGGAGACGCAAAAAUGGUCAGGCGAAUGAGAGCAGCGGGGGUAGUAGCGGCGGUGGUAGUGGUGGUAGCGGUGGUAGCGGCGGUAGCAGUGCCGGUAACCGCGCCAGUAACCGCGCCAGUAGUCCCGCUCUGCAACGCAGCGGGAAAACGCCAAAUGAAAAACUUUUGCGCCUACUCAAUGCCGUGCACCAAUUGUACAGAAAAGAAAAACGGGAGAGAAAGAGCGCAGAGAAAAAACAAGUAAACAUUACGUACAAUUUUAAAGGGUUAAAAUUUUCAGAUUUGAUAAACUUUUACGAAGAGAAUUACGUCAAAGCAUUUGAAAAGAGCAAGAUGGUCCCCUCCUCUUCUCCCUUUAUAUUUUAUGAUGACCAUUUGUUUGUCUACAUACUGUCCUUCUACGUGGUGCACUACUGCAAAGAGUUUUCCAAGUGCGACAUGGAAAUGUUAGCAAAGGUUUAUAAAAAAGUGGGACUGAAGCAUGAGCUGUACGAACUGCUCAGUCGGGAAGCGGACAGCUGUGUGAAAAGUUUAAAGGGAGAUAAAGACGUGUUUGACCUACGACACAUUCGUACAAUAAUCGUUUGCAUAAAUCUGCUACACCAUUGCGCUCUCAUAUUACUAGAAAUGGACAAUUUGUACGAAUACCAAACGAACUUGAACGAUAUUUACCUCCUAAUUUUGCAACUCAAAUAUGUGUAUUUGCACAAUAAGCUACAUUUACAGCAACGGAGAAGCAGCAAUUUUUUAGCCUAUUUCGACAAGUGCAUUGUUUUCAACAAUUUGGGGCGUAAAAAAUUGUACGAAAAAAACUUUGAAAAGAUGUUUGACCACGUUGUACAGGAGAACAUUCCGAUUGGCAACUACAAAAUAAACUUCCUCAAUUUGGGUCUUGAAGAUUUUAUUUCGCUCGUCGAGCAACACCCGGUGUUUUACGAGACGUUGAUUUUGUUGAAGGCGUAUGAAAAAAAUUACGACGAUCUGGUGUACGCCUUUAUCCCCAAAAUUUUAUACAUUCAGGUCAUCCUUCACGGCAAUAAAAAAUAUUUACGGGACUACUGCUCCUACAGUUGCGUGGACAACAACACCAUCAGAUACGUGGCUAAGCUGUUUCAAAUUAACAGCAUUCACUUAAAAUUUCACAAAAAUUUCCCAACCGAAAAGUAUAAGUAUUUGAGUGCCAAGAACGACGUGCUCACGUUUGAUUUUUCCCGGUACAUUUUAUCCGCCAUAAAUAUACAACCCCAUCGCGCGGGGGAAGCAGAAACAGUCUGGGACUACGCCCAACACGUUCGUUCGCUGAAGCACGUGCUGGGCCAAACAAGCAAUAUCGAUUUGAAAAUGAAGGUUUGCAAAAAGCUCGGACCCGACUUUGAUGACUUGUUUUGUGAAUGCAGGAACAGUUUGAACUUAACGAUGAACUAG
Molecule: messenger RNA, 4773 nt
Organism: Plasmodium vivax (malaria parasite P. vivax)
Lineage: Eukaryota; Apicomplexa; Aconoidasida; Haemosporida; Plasmodiidae
Exons: 3
Coding region: 1-4773 (1590 amino acids)
Source: RefSeq, a predicted model, not a curated record